GCUCGGCCGCGCGCAGUCCGCGCCUGACUUCUGAGUCCCGGCGCCAGCAGAGGGCCAGUCUGACGUGGACCCGCUGUGCAGGUGGACGGGAAGGGCCCGAGGACCCACUGCGCGCCGCACGACCCCGCCGCCGCGUGUCCCGCCCACCUCGCCUGCCCGGCCGCUGCGGGGCGCACCCUUGGGGUAGUCAGUGGGAGGGUUUUCCUUCGGAGUGGGAGCGGGAGGCAAGUUGGUGGUCUCUUUCGGUCUUGACAUGCCGGAUUGACGUCAGAUGCAGAAAUUCGGCAGGCUUGAUUCUCUGGCGGAAGGAAUAAUGCUGUCAGCAUGUCUGCGCACUCCAUGCUGUGUGAACGAAUCGCCAUAGCCAAGGAACUGAUCAAGAGAGCAGAAUCACUUUCUCGAUCAAGAAAAGGGGGCAUAGAAGGUGGUGCAAAGCUGUGCAGCAAGUUGAAGGCCGAGUUAAAAUUCCUACAGAAAGUAGAAGCUGGCAAAGUAGCUAUUAAAGAGUCCCAUUUGCAGAGCACCAAUCUAACCCACCUGAGAGCCAUUGUGGACUCCGCAGAAAACCUAGAAGAAGUCGUUAGUGUUCUUCAUGUCUUUGGCUACACAGAUCCUUUGGGAGAAAAGCAAACCCUUGUGGUGGAUGUAGUUGCAAACGGUGGCCAUACUUGGGUGAAAGCCAUUGGCAGAAAGGCCGAAGCUCUUCAUAACAUCUGGCUGGGCAGGGGCCAGUAUGGUGACAAAAGCAUCAUUGAGCAGGCGGAAGACUUCCUGCAAGCCAGCCACCAGCAGCCGGUGCAGUACAGCAACCCUCACAUCAUCUUUGCGUUUUACAACAGCGUCUCCAGCCCCAUGGCAGAGAAGCUGAAAGAAAUGGGCAUUUCUGUGAGAGGAGACAUAGUAGCUGUCAACUCUCUGUUGGAUCACCCAGAAGAGCUCCACCUGAGUGAGAGUGAGUCAGAUGACGAGGGGCCUGAACUUUUACAAGUGACCAGAGUAGACCGAGAAAAUAUACUUGCAAGUAUUGCGUUUCCAACAGAAAUUAAGGUGGAUGUGUGCAAAAGAGUAAAUCUGGACAUUACUACUUUAAUCACCUAUGUGUCUGCCCUUAGCUAUGGAGGUUGCCACUUUAUCUUCAAAGAAAAAGUGCUCACAGAACAAGCGGAGCAGGAGAGGAAGGAGCAGGUUCUGCCUCAACUGGAGGCAUUUAUGAAGGACAAGGAGUUGUUUGCUUGUGAAUCUGCCGUCAAGGAUUUUCAGUCUAUUUUAGAUACUUUAGGAGGACCUGGGGAGAGAGAGAGGGCCACUAUGCUAAUUAAGCAAAUCAAUGUGGUGCCAGACCAGCCUUCUGAGCGUGCCUUGAAACUAGUGGCCAGUUCAAAAAUUAAUAGCCGCUCAUUAACAAUAUUUGGGACGGGAGACACCCUAAAAGCCAUUACAAUGACUGCCAAUAGUGGUUUUGUCAGAGCUGCCAACAACCAGGGUGUUAAAUUUAGUGUGUUCAUCCAUCAGCCCAGAGCACUUACUGAGAGUAAAGAGGCGCUAGCCACUCCUUUACCAAAAUGACAGUGAGCACUACUGUCCUUGAAACAUUAUCGUGGGAAUGAGUCAUUUAUACCAAAGGCUGGGACCUCCCAUCUCAGUUGGGAAGAAAAUGGUCUAUAGAGAAAAUAUUCUUAAAACUCUUAAAUUAGUAGAGUUUUUUGUGUGUGUCAUCUAUAUUUAAGAGUAUAUGUCCUCAAAAAGUAGGAAAGCACAAGAGACAACCUUGUUUCUCAAACUCUACACGUUAGCAAUUAAGAAGAGAGAUCCAGCUAUAUGAGGCUUUUAGUUGUGAUAUUUUUAUUGGACUCAGUAGGGCUACAGUCUCCCUACUGGAAAUCACAGUUCAUGGAAUAUGGCUAUACUGCAUCUUGCAUUACAUGUCUAGGGAAAACUGUGAAGGCUGUUUUUCACUGUAUUGGUUUAUCAGUUAAUAUGGGUUGAGACUGGGAGGUAGUAGUUUUAAAUUCAUUUUAGAUCCUAAAGCUAAUGGCCAUUAUUGAGUGUCAUGUAUCAGGCAGUCUGUUGGGUAUGUUUACACAAAGUUUAUAAUACAGAAAAAUGGAAAUAAAGUGAAUUUUGAACACCUGAGUGUCAUGAAUCUAUUAACAGACUUGUGAAAAGAAACCCAACAGUCUCAGUAUAAACAGUAUAAAACAGAACACUUAACAUAAAAUGUUGAAUGCAAAAAGACUUACAUGAAACAUUCUUUAAAGAAUUUGAAUCUUAGAAACAGUCCCUAUAUGCAAUAUUUUAAUUAAUUAUGAAUGCUAUUUUGUUCUGUUUGCAAGUGGCAAAUGACUAUUGGAAUGCCUCCAUUGAAUGGUGACAAGAGAUUCCAUGCUAGUUACAUGACAGAAGUUGUGAUUAAAAAUAAAUGUGAUGGCCAUGUAA
This is a messenger RNA of Oryctolagus cuniculus (rabbit), 2436 nucleotides long. Lineage: Eukaryota; Metazoa; Chordata; Mammalia; Lagomorpha; Leporidae. The record is from RefSeq and is a predicted model, not a curated record.